AUCGGGGGCAAAUUUGCGCCCUGGACCUCUGCCUUCCAGCAGUUGUUGCACUGCCGCCCCACAAGAGGCCACUGGGCCCGAGGAACAACCCCAGCCCCUGCUCUCUGUAUCAGGAGAGGCUGUGCAGACCAGCGUUCCAGCUGCGACCUCGCCCACACAGCUCUCGAAGAUGUCGGCCAAGCCCGAAGUCGGCUUAGCGCGCGAGGCUUCUCGGCAGAUCGUGGCCGGUGGUUCCGCUGGUCUUGUAGAAAUUUGCCUGAUGCACCCCCUGGAUGUGCUGAAAACCAGGUUCCAGAUUCAGAGAUAUGUAACUGAUCCAAACAGUUAUAAAAGCUUAGGAGACAGCUUUCGAACGAUUUACCGAACAGAAGGAUUGUUUGGUUUUUACAAGGGAAUUCUACCACCCAUCUUGGUUGAAACACCAAAAAGAGCAGUGAAGUUUUUCACCUUUGAGCAGUACAAGAAAUUGCUGGGAUAUGUGUCACUGUCACCAGCAUUGACAUUUGCCAUUGCCGGAUUGGGAUCUGGACUAACAGAAGCCAUCAUAGUUAACCCUUUUGAGGUAGUAAAAGUUGGCCUGCAAGCCAGUCGGAACACAUUUGCAGAGCAACCAUCCACUAUGAGUUAUGCAAGACACAUCAUUAAGAAGGAAGGCUUAGGGCUCCAGGGCCUCAACAAAGGAUUUACGGCAACUUUGGGACGUCAUGGAGUUUUCAACAUGGUUUAUUUUGGCUUCUACUUCAACGUCAAAAACAUUAUACCUGUCAAUAAGGAUCCAAACUUGGAGUUUUUGAGAAAAUUUGGGAUCGGUGUUCUCUCGGGGACAAUGGCCUCAGUCAUUAACAUCCCUUUUGAUGUUGCCAAAAGUCGGAUUCAAGGGCCUCAACCAGUUCCUGGAGAGAUCAAGUACAGAACCUGUUUUAAAACAAUGGCAACAGUCUACCAGGAAGAAGGGAUUUUAGCUUUGUACAAAGGCCUGCUUCCCAAGAUUAUGAGACUUGGACCAGGUGGUGCAGUGAUGCUGCUGGUUUAUGAAUACACUUAUUCAUGGCUUCAGGAGAACUGGUGAUUGCCUAGGAAGUAUUUUCCUUCUUGAGAUAAUGGACGUUUGCUAUGCAGCACCAUGAAGAGGAAAGACGAUGGAUCAGCUAAGCUAGUCGUACAGUUAUGAUGGGGAAAACAGUUUGUUCAAGAACAAAACCUAUUUUAAUAUUUUAAAACUUGUCUUUAGGCAACUUGAGAUGAUAGUUUGGGCCAUAUACAAAAAACUGUGAGAAUAAAGAUAAUAUGAAACAAUGAGAUAUAUAAACUGAAUAUAGAAAAGGGCAUAGAAAUCAGAUAUUAUAUUUCAUAAAAGCAAUAAUAAUCUUUGCCACCUGUGUUCCUCUUACAGUGCUUCACAAUGAAAAUUUCUUGUAUUGAUAAUUAUUUUUCCUAACAGGACUAGAAGUGCUUAAAGUAAAUAUUUGAAAAUAAAUCAUUCUGUGUCCAGUUCUUUAAGAAUUAUUCAAAGAACGACUGGGUUAAAAAAAGUUAAGCCAAAAUUUAAAGUUUUAUAAGGAAUUACAUUCUUCCAUAAAUAAUAUUUAAAGAGCAAAAAGAACACGUUUUUGAAGUACACUAAAAUGGCUUUUUAAGAAUGUUUACUUUUAUGAGUACUAUGUUAAAAUGUAAAUCUGUUGGUUUUCUUUAGUAAUUAUGCACAUCUCAGCUAUAUUUUCCAAGAUCUACUUUAUAUCUCACACUUUUGUUUAAAUGGAUAUUUUUAAACACUGUUUAAAAACAGAAUGUUAAAAUACUAUUGUUUUAAGCAGAUAUUUUAAACUCAUGAUAUCCAAAGUCUUUUAUUACAAAUAGAAAACAUAAAAUUAUAUUAAACUAUUUUCCUUCCCAUAGUUUUCUUUGAAGACAAGUUUUGUUGCUGAAAUAUUUUCAUGUUAAAUUACAAAUUGGAAGAAUUCCUUGGGCCUGUUUGUGCCAUCUAUAUUUGCAUCCAAAUACCUUUGUUCGGAAUGCUUAUUUGUGCCAUUCUUAGGAAGAAUGUGUAAAGUAAAACUGCAUUUUCAGGUUAUUAGUUUUAAAUGACAAUUUCAGGUUUAAAGUCUGCUGUCUGCAAUAUUAGAAUAUGUAUGAUAAAGGGAAAAUGUUUCAAAAUACAAGUACAUUCUUAGCAUUUCCAAGGAUUACCGUACUAACAUGUACCCCCCAAAUAUCUCCUUUGUCUUGAUACAACCAAACUUGGUUUUACAUCUACAUCCUGAAAUGAUGUUAAUUCAGUAGCUAAAGUCAACAAAAAUAUCUGCACGUUCUGGGUGACACCUGUUAUUACUGUGGGAUGUUUCUACUGUUGAGCUAUUUCACUAUAUCAUUUUUGAAAAUAAAAAGUAAAAGAUAACAUGGUAAUUAUUACUUUUUAUUAAUUUAGAGCAUUUGAAGUAUAAAAAUAAAAGGCUUUUUGACAUACGUUAUAUACAUACAUAGCCUUGUGUUGUACAUCCUUUCCAACGUGUUUUUUAAAAUUAUAUUUCAGCCUAAUAUUCAGUAAGAGGGUCA
This is a messenger RNA of Microcebus murinus (gray mouse lemur), 2553 nucleotides long. It is a transcript of the gene SLC25A21, whose product is annotated as solute carrier family 25 member 21. The record is from RefSeq and is a predicted model, not a curated record. NCBI's taxonomy places the organism in Eukaryota, Metazoa, Chordata, Mammalia, Primates, Cheirogaleidae.